Lolium perenne is the source of this 952-nucleotide messenger RNA. The record is from RefSeq and is a predicted model, not a curated record. Lineage: Eukaryota; Viridiplantae; Streptophyta; Magnoliopsida; Poales; Poaceae.
UACCGAAGCGGAAGGGACGUAUAAAACCUUCGUCGGCUGCUCCGCCUCCCUCGCCCCACCAUUUCCCCCCCAAAUCAGGUACAGAGAAAACCCUCUCCCUCGGCCACUUCGUCUUCUCCACUCCGUCUCCAGUGCCAGUUCUCUUCUCCAAUCCCUUCUUCUCCGCGCAUUUCCGUCGAAUCGGAGGCCGAUGGAGGGUAGCAGCUCCACUGCGCGGGCGUCCGCCGCUACCUUGGUCAAGAACACCGGCGUGGCGGAGGCAGAUGUGGUGCCGGGUGGAUGGAGCCGUCGUGGUGCGGCCGCGUCGGGCGGAGGCUUGGUGCUGACGGUGGCGGAUGAGCAGGAGCACGGACUCGGCGGCGAGAUCGUGCCGGAUCUGAAUGUGCAGCCAAUGGCGGAAGACCCUCUGCUUGGUGAGACCUCCUCUGUCCGCAAGAGGAAGUUUGAGGAGUUUGAUGACUCGGAGGACUCUGGCCACUCCUACAUUUCCAGCGAGGUCGAGUCCGGGGACGCCGUGUCGUACAACUCAGAUGCUUCAUCUGAUAAUGAAGUCAGCAAGUACAAUGUGCUGUCAUAUGAGAAGAAGGUGGAGGAGAAGAUCUGGGCUGAGGGAAUCAGUGCUUACAUGAAACCUGAUGGGAGGUACUACUGCAAGUUCCAUCCCUCCAAGCAGGUUCCUAGGGAUGGUAUGCGUGAAGGACUUGUUAGCCAUGUGAAGGAGGUGCACCCGAAGGAUCUCCGCGACAAGGCGAACCAUGCUGCCCCGAGGAAACUACAGCUCGCCGCCACCGCCACCGCCACCGCCCGCGCGAGUCGCCUCCUCUCUAUUCUUCUCGCCUCCUCCGUCUCCAAGGCUCUCAUCCCCGCCACCGCCGCCAUCCGCAAGGCACCCUCACCUGAGACCGCCGUACCCAGGAAUCUUCUCCACGCCAGGCCCAACACCGUCACCUAG